UGGGUCCUAAUGCAUCGUGCAUAGCGCGUCGUUCAUUUCUUUUAUUUCGCUGUCUUAAGUAUUGAAUUCAUAGCAAUAAUUGUCAUUAGAAAAGCAGAGCGGUGUGGCGUUACAGCAUCGCACGGUGGCGCUGUAGAGGUUCCACAUCCCAGACGGACGGUUUUUCCGCAUUGCUGUUGCGUCAAACGCUGUCAACAUGGCGUCGGCCCUCGGUCGCCUAGCCAGGCUGUCGGCCCUCAGAAACGUCCACGGCUCCCAGCUGGCCUCCUCUAUCGGCCCGGAGAGGACCGUGACACCGGCCCGGACAGCCGUGUGCACUUCUUCCGGCGCCAUUCUGCCCAAACCCAAGAAGACCCCCUUUGGCCUUAUCCGGAUUGCUCUGGUAGUGGUGCCCUUCUUGUAUGUGGGGACUCAGAUCAGCAAGAACUUUGCCGCGCUGCUGGAGGAGCACGACAUCUUCGUCCCCGAGGAUGACGACGAUGACGACUGAGAGGCGUGUCAGGCCUCCUGGUUAUCAGGUCAUCUUGUUUUGUCACUACCACUGCGUUAAGUCUAUGAGCCCCUGAGCACAUAAAAGCCUUCCUGGUGUUCCUACUCUGCUGUGUUUCUGAGUUUGUACUGGACUGUACUGGAUUCAGGGUUUCUGUCACAUUGUACUGUAUUUGCAUGCACUAAUAAAGUCUUAAUAAAGGGACUAACAAUUGUAAA
Molecule: messenger RNA, 708 nt
Organism: Scatophagus argus
Lineage: Eukaryota; Metazoa; Chordata; Actinopteri; Scatophagidae
Product: essential MCU regulator, mitochondrial-like
Exons: 3
Coding region: 197-490 (97 amino acids)
Biological process (GO): calcium import into the mitochondrion; mitochondrial calcium ion homeostasis
Cellular component (GO): mitochondrial inner membrane; uniplex complex
Source: RefSeq, a predicted model, not a curated record